This is a messenger RNA of Tarenaya hassleriana, 2153 nucleotides long. Its product is annotated as E3 ubiquitin-protein ligase XBAT33. The coding region runs from base 200 to 1756 and encodes 518 amino acids. Gene Ontology annotation, cellular component: chloroplast outer membrane. NCBI's taxonomy places the organism in Eukaryota, Viridiplantae, Streptophyta, Magnoliopsida, Brassicales, Cleomaceae. The transcript has 10 exons. The record is from RefSeq and is a predicted model, not a curated record. Gene Ontology annotation, biological process: protein targeting to chloroplast. Gene Ontology annotation, molecular function: protein binding; chloroplast targeting sequence receptor activity.
CCCCAACAAUGCCCAAAAAGCCAACAAAAGAGAGAGAGAUCAGCAGAGAGAGAGAGAUCGCGUGCUGCUUCAGUAUCUCAUCUAAUCCCCCGAUUCUUUCCCUCUGUAUGUUUCCACGACGGUUGACCUAAUUCUCCUCACACCCAAUUGAAAUCAGAGAGAGAGAGAGACAGAGAGAGAGAGAGAGAGAGAGAGAGAGAUGGGCAAUUCGUUUGGGUGUUCGGCGUCCGGCGAGAGAUUGGUGUCGGCGGCGAGAGAUGGUGACUUCGUGGAGGCGAAGAUGCUGCUCGAUUGCAACCCUUGUCUCGCCAAGUACUCCACCUUCGGUGGUCUGAAUUCUCCGUUGCAUUUCGCCGCCGCCAAAGGCCAUAACGAGAUCGUCGCUCUGUUGCUUGAGAAUGGUGCUGAUGUGAAUUCGAGGAAUUAUUGCGGCCAGACGGCGUUGAUGCAAGCCUGCAGAUACGGGCAUUGGGAAGUAGUGCAAACUCUGCUGCUAUUCCGUUGCAAUGUUACAAGAGCUGAUUAUUUAGGUGGAAGGACGGCUCUUCAUUUCGCUGCUGUGAAUGGUCAUGCAAGGUGUAUAAGGCUAGUCUUGGCAGAUUUUGUACCAAGCUCACCUCUUGAAAAACUAAAUUCUCUCUCCGAAACUGGUAGAGGGGACAGUGUCACAACAACAAGGAGCAAAACUGAGCAAAGUGCAUUGUCUAAGUUUGUGAAUAAGGCAGCUGACGGUGGAAUCACAGCUCUUCACAUGGCUGCAUUGAAUGGGUAUUUUGACUGCGUUCAGCUUUUGCUUGAUCUUGAGGCGAAUGUCUCCGCCGUGACAUUUCAUUAUGGGACAUCAAUGGAUAUGAUAGGAGCUGGAAGCACGCCUUUGCACUACGCGGCAUGUGGUGGUAAUCUGAAAUGUUGUCAGAUUCUCCUUGCAAGAGGUGCAAGCCGGAUGACAUUGAACUGCAACGGGUGGCUACCUCUUGACAUUGCUAGGAUGUGGGGACGUCAUUGGCUUGAACCCUUGCUUUCACCUAACUCAGAUGUUGUCAUUCCACGAUUUCCUCAUUCCAACUAUUUAUCACUGCCACUCUUGAGCAUACUCAACAUAGCAAGAGAGUUUGGAUUGCAGUCAACAAUCAUUGCAGAUGAUGUUGAUAUCUGCGCUGUUUGCCUGGAAAGGACAUGUAGUGUUGCUUCUGAAGGUUGCGGUCAUCAGCUCUGUGUGAGAUGCGCUCUAUACCUAUGCUCGACGAGCAACGCUCCUUCCGAGACGGUAGGCCCUCCUCCGGGUUCAAUCCCUUGCCCUCUCUGCAGACACGGGAUCGUCUCAUUCAACCGGCUCUCGAGCUCCUUAACCAGAGAAAUGAAGCUACCGAUAUCACUCGGGUUCUGCACGCCUUGCAUGCUUCACACACGGGACAUGACCAACCAAUCUUCACCGACAACAGAUGUACGCAAAACCCGGGUUUCCUCCGUCUCAUCGGAUAUGCUCUGUCCAGUCACGUGUAGCCCGUUCCCUUCAGUCGCCAUUCCCAUUUGCACAUGUAAUGAUGGGCCAUGUCCGAACUUUGAGACUCAGGAUACGGAAAGGCGGGCAGAAUCCGACGAGUCGUUGACUCCGAGAAGGUCACAGAUCGUGUCGACAGAGCAGGAGAAGUUAGAAGGGCCGAGACUGGAGAAGACGACAUGCUCGAGCAUGAUGUUUUGGGGAAGAAGAAGCUGCAGCAGAGAGCACCAGUGCAAUUCAGAGAUCAACGCUUGAUCCCCCCCAAAAAAAAAGACGCAGAUUGGGCUUUUUACUGACAUAUUUUGAUGAAAUCAUCCCUCGUUGGUUCUCCGUUCCGACCAGAAGUGUGUUGGGAUCAGAAGAUCUGAUCCUGCACGGAGGGAAUCAAUGUCUCCAUGGUUUCUUUUUUUGGUUCCCUCGGUUUGUUUUUUUUUCGUCUUUUUUCUUUUCGUGGUCGCAGUUAGAUUCAGAUUCACCGUUUGUUACGGUGGCAGAUUUGUAAUUAAGGUGGAAAAAAGAUGGGUUAAAAAAGAAAGGAGAAAAACGAAACAUGCUUGCUAUGCAACUCUCGUCUCAUGAGGUUUGCGUUUGUGCGUGGAAGGAUCCUAUUCCUUGUAGCAUAAAAUGAUAUAUAUAUAUAUAUAUAUGGAAA